Messenger RNA from Gigantopelta aegis, 5849 nucleotides. RefSeq lists its product as uncharacterized. NCBI's taxonomy places the organism in Eukaryota, Metazoa, Mollusca, Gastropoda, Neomphalida, Peltospiridae. The record is from RefSeq and is a predicted model, not a curated record. The coding region runs from base 330 to 1817 and encodes 495 amino acids. The transcript has 4 exons.
GGCCACAUUCUGUAUGUACCUCUCUCCCACAUUAACACCGCUAACAAUGACCCUAUAACUCAGCCCAAUCGACUAACUUCCUGGUCCGAAGUGCGCCUCUGAACAACGUCACAUGUAGGGUAACCUUCGUCGCCAGUAAUUUACUUCCUGGUGACAGUUUUCGUUCGGUAGACGUUUUCGGAGAAGAUCGGAAUUAACGAGUCAUUAUGGUUAUUGUUUUAGACGUCCCGGAUCCCUAACUUGACUGUGACUUUUUGUUUUCUUCUGUCUGUCUAUCUGUCGCGUGUUAUUUGUUUUAUUUGUGUGUUUUUAAGACUUGUGGGGACGGAAUGGAUACCCGUACGCUGUGCUUUACCGCUAUAGGAGUACUUGUCGCCAUCCUGGGUGGCGUUAGCUGUGAACAGGUACAAUACUGUGGUAACUUCACGAACACGGCAUGUUGCCUUAGAAACGACUCCAAUGUCUGUCCAGAAGGAUAUGUUCGGCAGGCAGACGACAACGCCACAUGUUUUGAUCUGACAACAGUGGCGGCGACGACGCUGACGCAACCGACAACCACGCCACCGUCGACCCCUUCGUCAAAUUCGACGAACACCACGUCAACUUCAGGAAGACGGCGUCGCGGCGUUGCUAUCGAGGGAGACAUGGAAGAUAAUGUAAGACUUCUCAAUCACAGAGUCCGUCGCGAAUCCAAUUCAACUAAUACGUCAUCAGCCAAUAGCAUUACGGCAACGAGUACUGCAGCAACUACUUCAACGAGUACUGCAGCAACUACGCCAGAGACGACGUCAAAGCAACAACAAACUAUUUGCGUUCUGAAGUGUUAUAGUGAGUACAGUGUCUACAAAGGGAUUUGUCGAAAGGGAUGUCCAUCUGGAUUUGAGCCAGACAGCAACAACGUCUGCAAAGAGAAGACGACGUCGUCCACUCUGUACUACAUCAUCGGCGGCGCUGUCGGCGGCGGGGUUUUGCUGAUUGUGGUGGGGGUAGUUGUUGCUGUGUGCCUGUGUCGAAGGAAACGAAACAGAAAAAAACAAAUACGGAGACCAAUGAGCGAACUACUACAGCAACGUGAGAUGUCGAAUACGGAUGUUAUUGACUUGGAAUCAUCUCCGGAUAUACAUAAGGGUUCGGACAAGAGUCCCUACGCAAACAUUGCCUACACUGAAGGCUUGCAACAAGGCAUAGAGCAGCAACACGACAAAGUGUUCAGAUACAUAAAGGACCCAACUUGUAAUUUCGAGGAGGCCAAGAAGGGUCCAGAUUACGAGAACAAAGCCGUGGUGGAUUGGAACCAGUUACAUAAGGAGAAAGAGGAACUAGACACAUUACCCCCUGCCCCGCCACCUCCCCCAACUAAAGUGAAUGAAGACCAGUAUCUGCGCAUGGAGUACCAGGAGAGCCAACACGAAAUCCAGGGCGAAUGGAAUCCAGAGGAAAAUUACGAAAACUUUAAUGUUACCGAUGCUGAUGCUGCUGCUGACGAGGAACCGGAACAGGAAUUGUACGAGAACAGGGAUAUUGCGCAAGAAUAUAUGCGCAAGGCUUCUAUUGCUCCCAAGAAGACAGAGGAUGAGGACUCCGAACAAGAGGACUACGAGAAUACACAAGUGUUCAAGAAUCAGGCUGCCAAGGCCGUCACGUCUCCCACUAAGACAGAGGACGAGGGUGAAGAGUUUGAGCAGGAGGAUUACGAGAAUACAAAAGAUUUCAAACAGAAGCCAGUGAAACCUGUGGACAGUAGAUCCCCUGGGAGUGGGCAGGAGGAGGCUGGAGAAGACUCAGCUUAUGCAAACUUCCAGUUCUUUAACCGGUGAACAAAGGACGUGAUAAUGUCGGCUGGCUCGCACCAUGGCACCCGGUAACCGUUAUUUACUACUGUAGUGGAGUUUUGUUGAACCAUCUUCCAGUGAUCAAUUAUGUAAUAAUGUCGACAGAUGCCAAUCAUGAACACCCGAUAUCUGGUGUUUAAAACUGUGAUGGAGUGUUGUUAAACUAUGUUCCUGUGAACGAAGAAGGUGAUAAUAUCGAUAUCUUCAUAACACGACACCCGAUAUUUGGUGUUUAAAACUGUGAUGGAGUGUUAUUAAACUAUGUUCCUGUGAACGAAGAAGGUGAUAAUAUCGAUAUCUUCAUAACACGACCCCCUAUAACUGUUGUUUAAAACUGUGAUGGACUGUUGUUAAACUAUGUGCUAAUUAACAAACUAGGUGAUAAUGUAGACAUUUUUCACAACAUGACAACCGAUAACCAUUGUUUAAAUCUGGUAGAGCUUUGGUAAACUAUGUUCCAGUGAUCAGAGGAUGUGAUCAUGCCGAUUGUCUCACAACAUCAUCUCUAAUAACCGUUGUUUGAAGUACAUGUCAAUGAUCAAAGUAGGUGAUAUUGACGACUGCGUCAUAACAUGGCACCUAAUAACCGUGUUUACUUUACUAGUGGAUUAAUUCCAAGUGGAAGGGCGAACAAUUUAAACGUUUCAACCAGUGAACAAAUGACGUGAUUAGGUCGACUUGAUCUCUGAACAUGACUCCUACUAGCAGGUGUUUUGAAAUGUGGUGGAGUAUUGUUAAACUAUCUUCCGUUUAUUAGUGGAUUAAAUCCAAGUCGAAGUGAGCACACUUUCAACUUUUCAACCAGUAAACAAUGUGGCUGUUUCGACUCCUCUACAAACUGAAUAGUAAUACCUCAUGCUUUGACAUGUUGGAGUUUCAUUACUAGUUUCGUUGUAGUCAGUGGACGAGGCGAAAUUCGAAACAUGUUGAGUUUCAAUUCGUCAACCAGUGAACAGUGAAAUGGUAGUUUUGUCUGCCUCACAACUGUUGGUCAAAUACUAGCAUGAAGUCAACCAGUUAACAAUGGGCUUGUGUUAUUUUGUGACUCCCUUACAACCUGACACGAAAUACCUGUUGUUUAACAGUUUUGUUAGUUCAAUCAACAAAGUUUGAAAUCCAUCAGCAAUUCAUCCAGUGAUUAACAAUUGAUUAUAUAAGAGAGUACUAAUGUAAACUUUUAAUACAUCAAUACGUUUUGCACGAGUCAAACUAUGGAACACUGAGCCAGUCUGAAGAGCGUUAUUUUAUAUUUUUGUACUGAAUCUUGUUACAUUACGAAUAUAGCUGAAAUGAGAUAUGGAGCUUUUCACGUUGACUGAUCCAUACAGUGCAGGGAUGCGCAUUAGUUUUAUGAUGGCUGUAUCAAUCUUCGUUUGUACUGUUUGAAACGGAGAUAAAUAUAUCCUGGAUACUUGCUUGUACAGACAUACAGCAUUGUCACGUUUAUUUCUGGCGGUUUAAUUUUUGUGGACCAGCGCAGUCUACGAAAUUAAGAACACAACGCAAAUAUAAUACACGAAUACAUAUAACACGAAUUUAUGCUACUACCACGAGUUUUAGUAUGUUGUAUUAUAUACCCAGCAAUUUUGAAUUCUAGUAUGGUUCACUGUAAUCGCGGGAAAAGGUUCCUAUGAAUGUUUUACAAAGUAUAUGGUUGACGGUAAAGAAGGAAAAAUGAUAUCGCUUUCAAGAAAUUAUAUAAUGAUUAUUCAUAACCAUUAUUAGUCGAUUUGCAGAAUUAUUGGUGGGCGUGGGAGGGGUCCACAUGAAUCAAAUUACAGUUGGUAUGACACCAUUAUAGUUGGUGCAAAGGAACCUUUUUCGGUGAGUCUAUAAUGAUGCAGUAUCCGGAAAUGAUAAACAUAUGUAGCAAUAUUUAGACAGCAUGUACAUAUACAUAUACAUACAUACAUACAUAUAUAUAUUCCAAAAUGUUGAAUCUAAAACCACAGAUACAUGUAUGCUUUUAUACGCUAAUAUGGUUCACUGUAUUAUAGAAGGACGUUGGAAUAAGCAACCUGUGAUCACUGUGCAGUAUUUCAAUUAAUUAAUUAAUUAAUUUGAUUAUUAAUUAAUUUAAUUGAUGCAAUCAUUAAUAAAUUAAUUAAUUGGUACAUACAACUGGCUGAUAUUAUUGAUUUAUUUCCUGUAUCUAAUAUGUAUCACUUAAUAUAUUAAUUUUUAUCAGCAUAUUUCUUUUGUACAGUGUUUUUAUUCAUAGAUUUAUGUUUCGAUGUCAUUAACUUAUCGAUUAUUGACUUUAAUAACUCGUUUUAGUUUUUUAAAAUACAGUUAAUUGAUUUUAUGUAUUUCAUUAAUUGGUUUAAUUAGUGCUUUUUAUUUAACCUUUAUUAAUAUAAUUUAGUAGCUAGAUUUGUACUUGAAACGAUAAUAUGACAUCCAGUAGAAGAACUUAAGUGUGGGACAUCGCUCACUAGAAUAUUUAUCUCCCACUAAAUCCACCGGCGAACUGUUAAUAGGGACCCAACAAACACACCCCUAAUACUGCUCUUGCCGAUAUGUGUGUAUAUAUAUACAGGUGUAUAUUAGUCUCAAGUUAGGUACACAGCUUCGUUUAUAAAUAUCAUGCUUAUUUUAGGUUGAUAUUAUAUCAUGUUGUAUAAACACUGUUUAUUUAAUAUACAGUUACAUAUUUGAAUAUACAGUUAUUAGAAUAUACAGUUAUUUGAUUUGUAAGCUGUGCGUAACAUUUACGAGCAGUAUUUAUGGAAUUUCACUGAUUUGUUUUUUGUUGUUGUUGUUUUUUUAGAGAGAGAGAGAGAGAGAGAGAGAGAGAGAGAGAGAGAGAGAGAGAGAGAGAGAGAGAGAGAGAGAGAGAGACUGAUUCAUAUAAAUAGUUUUUUAUUAUAAAUUUUAUAUAUCAUAAAUAAAUGUUUUACUAUAAUUAGCCACUGUUCAUAUUUCCUUACGCCGGAUUAAACGUUGUAUGGCAUAUAUUUAUCGCAUCGAUCGAUCGAUAAAUAAACACACACCGAAUUUGCAAUUGCAUUAAAACUGUUUUGGAACUAAAGGAGUGCUGGAUGCUUGUGUUUUUUCGUUGCCGGGGAGGAGGUGGUGGUGGCUGGCUAAAACACAUAUUAACUUACUUGAUAGUUAUUUGUAAGGAUUAUAAUUUCGGCUACAGAAAUGUAUAUGACUAAAUUUAGCUUUUAAUAAUUUACUAAUGUAUAAAUAAAUAAAUAUAUAUAUAUAUUUAUUAUUGAACUCAUUUGUAAAAGUAAAUUUCAUUGGAUCUUUGCUCAGAUUUCUAUUAGUCAAGCGACCGUUUUAUUAUCGCAGAUUUCCUAGAUAAAAACAUGCGUCAUAACAAAGAACGACUAAAACAUAGCUUCUUGUUUCUACUAUUCAUGUAUUGGGUGUCCUAGUGUUACGAUUUAAAGGCUCAAUUUCCGAAUGUACGUAGUUACUUGCGUGUAAGACAUAAACAGGCUUUAUAUACAUUUGGCCCUAAGAGUCUAUUUUUAUAUCACUGAUUGGAAAUCAGUCCUAAUCAAUUGUUACGACAUAGCAAUGAUGUUUGUUUAGUUAUGUGUUUCUUUUCUAUAGUUCUUUUAAAGCAUUUUUUUUAAAACUACUAUUAAUAUACCAGUUCUUCUCAUUAGGUAUUGACAUCGGUCUAUUUGAUAUAUUUACCAAAACACCUGGUCAAUUAUUGUUCGAAAACGAUGGAGAUUGGUCAUUAAAAUAUUGUCAUAACUAAUGCGUGAUAAUGCUGUUUGAUGUCAUGGAUAUACACUUGUUGUAUUUUUAAAAUCAUAGCAAAUCAAAUAAAACAGAAUACAUUACCGUAGUGUUACCUGUGUUUGUCUUGGAGUCUUGUUUCUGUUGUUGUUGCUGCUGCUGCUACUGUUGUUGUUUGUUUCUUCAUUUCUGGUCGCAGCUGUUAAAAUUGUGCCGGAGAUUGUCCGGAGUCUGUUGUCACUGUACCACGUUUCUGACUGACAGAACACUUUUACUGACUAAAAUAACAUAUUAAAUACAUUUUUGUUUUCUUAA